AUGUUCUGGUACUUAUUAUCAACUUAUCUUAUUUUGUGUAAAGAAACCCAAAGGGCAAUUGUGGAAAACAGGGAUACUAUCCAGUACGUUUCCGUCGAUGUUUCCGCCUCUGAGCGCCCAUCAGCUACGGCGAACAAAGCCCCAAAGGCAACUGCGGACCACAAGGAUGUCAUCGAGGAAGUUUCUGUCGAAGUAUCUGUCUCCGAGGACUCAUCAGCUACAACGAACAAUUCCGACCAAAGUAGAUCGGAUUCGGAUGCGUCAGAUUCGGACUCAUCGGAUUCGGACUCAUCAGACUCGGACUCAUCGGAUUCGGACUCAUUGGACUUGGACACAUCAGAUAACCCGCCAUUUACCUGGAGCAGUUCCAGCAGUGUAAGCUCCAGCACGAGUGAAGACGAAGACUCUAAUGACGUUGAAAAUGAUGCUAAUGAUGAGGUAGAUGAUUACAGUUCGUUCUGGGAUGACAUGUCCCCUACGCACGAGAAACGAGCCAGCGACGAAGAAACCAAGGAAGAAACUGGCAAAGAUUCUGCGUCUGGGCAGCUGAAACGAGAGCUGGAUGCUGUUCAACCACCUGAAGAGUUAUUGGAUGGCAAAGUUAUAGUCGAUUGCACUUUGAAGAAUUCUGGAACCUCGCCUAUCCCAGAGUUGCAUGUCUCAAGUCUGGCCAAAGCAGACAACGACACACAGCCCGAAACGCACCCAUCCUUAAAGACUCAACUGACGCCCGAGGCAGUGACCCUCGACAAAGGUAAGUAUCUAGUUUGA
Molecule: messenger RNA, 771 nt
Organism: Dibothriocephalus latus
Lineage: Eukaryota; Metazoa; Platyhelminthes; Cestoda; Diphyllobothriidea; Diphyllobothriidae
Source: the annotation of a GenBank genome assembly